Molecule: messenger RNA, 2159 nt
Organism: Cutaneotrichosporon oleaginosum
Lineage: Eukaryota; Fungi; Basidiomycota; Tremellomycetes; Trichosporonales; Trichosporonaceae
Cellular component (GO): nucleolus
Molecular function (GO): GTP binding; GTPase activity
Source: RefSeq, a predicted model, not a curated record
UGACAACAAACACCGGCAUAAUCUCACCAUGCCGCGCAUCAGGAAGAAGACCUCCAACCGCCAGGCAACGCGUGACCGCGCGAAGAUUACGAAGAAGGUCGCGGAGCACAAGAAGAAGUCGAAGCGCGAGGCUAAGCGUAACCCGACAUGGAAGAGCAAGAAGAAGGCGGCCCCGGGUGUCCCUAACUCGUUCCACCUGAAGGACCAGGUGCUAGCCGAGAUGGCGGAUGAGAAGCGGCGCGCAGCCGAGGCCAAGAUUGCGGCGCGCGAUGCGGCACGUCGCGCGCGUGAUGGCGAGGGGUCGGACGACGAGGAUGCUCCAGGCAUUAGCUCACUCAUGUCGUCGGUACUUCCUCGUGAGGCCCUCACCGGCGUGGCCCCGCUGCCGGUCGAGGACGACGACGACGUGCCCGACCUUCUGGACUCGGACUUGCCCACGCUCCAGGCCGCGCUUGACGCGGCUGAUCUCCUUCUCGAGGUGGUUGACGCGCGCGACAUCCAGGGCGGGCGGUCGGCGCACGUCGAGAAGCUCGUCACCGACUGCCAUGGGCAGGUGUGGCUCGUUGUCAACAAGGCCGAUUUGGUGCCCCGUGAGGCCCUUGAGGGUUGGCUGAAAGCGCUUGACCUCAAGGCCUACGUUAUCUCUGCGAAGGAGAAGUGGGGGUGUGCUGAGCUUCUCGAGGCCGUCACAGCCGCCUCCGGCUCCAAGGACGACUUCACGGUCGCACUCCUCGGCCUGCCCAACGUUGGCAAGUCGGCGGUGGCUAACGCCCUGCUCGGCGCAGACAAGUUUAAGGUCCGGCCGACGACGCUCGCAUCGAGCUCGAAGCACCCCGCACCUACAACUUCUGCUUGCAUUGAGGCAGUGCUGCCCGGCGGCGUGCGCGUCAUCGAUACGCCAGGAUGGGAGUACGUCGAGGAGGACGAGGAUGAGGACGAGGACGAGGAUGAGGACGAGGACGAGGAUGAGGACGAGGACGAGGACAGCGACGCCGAGAUGGAGGACGUCGAAGAGGACGAGGAGAAGACUGCUGCAGCCGCUGCCAAGUGGGAUGCGCUUGAGGCGCGUGUCGCUGGUGACCUCUUGCGCCGCAACCUUGGCCGCGUUGACAAGGUCAAGGACGUCUUCCCGCUCGUCAACUACGUUUUCGCGCGUUCCAACCCUGAGGAUCUCAUGCUCAAGUACAACGUGCCGUACUUCCCCGCCGGAGACCUGCAGGCAUUCUUGACUGGUCUUGCGAGGGUGAACGGCCGCGUCAAAACGCGUGGAGACCCCGACCUCGACGGCGCGGCGCGCAUCGUCCUGCGCGACUGGUCUCAGUCUUCGUUCCCGUACUACACCGUCCCUCCCAAGGGUGCUUCUUCGACGAUCAACCAGGUCGACAAUUCGGCGGUCCUCUCACAAUUGAAGACCCGCAAGGAGAUGCGCGCGUCAGGACUGAUCAAGUUCAAGGCGAGCGAGGUCGACGAGCGUGAAAUUUUCCUGGACGACGACUACACUGCGGUGGCUCAGCCAGAGUCGGACGACGACGUCGAAAACGGGGAGGGCUUCACGGAUGCCGACUUUGCCGGGUACGACGAUGAGGAUGACGAGGAGCAAGAUGAGGAUGACGAGGACGAGGACGAGGACGAUGACGAUGACGGAGAAGGCUCGUUCAUCGGGUCAGACGAGGGCGACGAGGUCGAGCUUGAGUCUGGCCCGGAACCUUCGUCUCCAUCGUCGCUCGAGGGUGACGAGUUGCCGUCUGACGAGGAGGACGAGGAGGACGAGGAGAGCGAGGAAGAGGAGGCUCCAGCACCGUCGCGCAAGCGCAAGGCGCCCACCUCGCCCGCUGAUCUCCGCAAGAAGGCUAGGACGGUGUCCUUCAAGGCCAAGCCCGAGCCUAAGAGUGCUAAGCGUGAGGUGCGCGAGAUCAAGUCGAUCCUCAAGGCCAAGGACGAGGAAUCGUCGAAGCCUUCGAAGAAGGCCAAGGUAGCCGAGCCGACAGUCAAGGCUUCCAAGACCGCGCCCAAGGCGAAGGCGAACGGGGCAUCCAAGCCCAAGGCAACGGUCACGGCCAAGUCCAAGGCAGCGACUGCAGCAACCGACGCGGGCUUUGAGGCCUACGACUUCUCCAAGCACUUCUAGACAUCUGUAUUGUAUGCAUGGUAUAUAGGAC